UUGUUGUGGAUAUUGGCUUACAGAAUAAAUCAUUAAGCAAAAUGCAAACCUGUUACAGCUAAAUUAUGAAAUCAAGUACCACCAAUCUAAAAUCAAAUGACAAGGAGUAACAAUACAACUAAAUAUACAUCAGGUUUAUUUGAAGAACACAGCUGAUUUGCUUCAUAGGUUAGUAUGGUGGUUACCAGCCCAGCCAGUUUCAAGUUCCCUCCCUGCCCCAACCAGCAUGUGAAUUUAGACAAAUCUCUUAACUUCUCUGUGCCUAAUCCCUCCCUGGCUUGUACUUUAUAAUGUACGUAAUAGUAUUUUCUGCUCGUAGAUUUGUGAAGAAUAAAGAAGAUAUCACAUGUACCAUCUUCAUAGCAGUGAUUCUGUAUUGCAAGUGUCCUUUAAAGGUUUUUUAUUCCAUUCAUGGAAAUCACUUAGCAAAAGAAAAAAAGAAAAGAAAACUUUAAUUCAAUGUUUCUAAGUGGGAAUUAAUGGUCGGCAGAGCACAGUGGAUUUCAGUGGACAAGAUACAUAUGACCCAUGUCUCAUCUUCCCAUGCAGGACCCUCUGGAUCUGAAGACAAAUAUCAGUCACCAGGAACUGAGAGAAUGCCCUCCAGGGAAUUAACAAUAGGGAUGAUCUUCUUAUCACAGACAACAUUGGGAAUCCUGGGGAAUUUCUCUCUUCUUUACCAUUAUCUCUUCCUCUAUUUCACUGGGUGCAAGUUAAGGUCCACAGACUUGAUUCUCAGGCACUUGACUGUAGCCAACACCUUGGUCAUUCUCUCUAAAGGAAUCCCCCAGACAAUAGUAGCUUUUGGGUGGAAAGGCUUCCUCAAUGAUUUUGGAUGCAAACUUGUUUUCUAUGUUCACAGAGUGGGCAGGGGAGUGUCUAUUGGCAGCACCUGCCUCUUGAAUGUCUUCCAGGCCAUCACCAUCAGCCCCAGGAAUGCCAGGUGGACAAAACUUAAGGUAAAGUUUGCCAAGUACAUUGGUCCCUCCAAUAUCCUCUGCUGGAUUCUGCAUAUGCUGGUAAAUAUGAUAGUUCCUAUCCAUGUGACUGGCAAUAGGAGCAAUAAAACCAUCACAAAGAUAAAAGAUUUUGGAUACUGUUCUGUACUUCGUGACAAAACCACAGGCUUACUACAUUCAGCAUUGUUUUCAUUCCUUGAUGUUGUGUGUUUGGGACUCAUGUCCUGGACUAGUGGCUCCAUGGUUUUCAUCCUGCACAGACACAAGAAGCAGGUCCAACACAUUCACAGGAACAACCUCUUCCCUAGAUCUUUCCCUGAGUCCAGAGCCACUAAAACCAUCCUUGUUCUGGUAAGCACCUUUGUGUCUUUUUAUACCCUCUCCUCCAUCUUCCAAGCUUGUGUGACUCUUUUUAAUAAUCCAAGUUGGUGGCUAAUAAGCAUCUCACCACUGUUUGUUGCAUGUUUCCCAACUGUCAGCCCCUUUGUUCUCCUUAGCAGUGACUCCAGUGUAUCCAGGCUCUGCUGUGUGAGCACUGGAAAGAAAACACAAUUCUCUCAUCUCAUCAAAAAAAUAUAAAUUGUUUAUUUAUCACUGAGUUCAGUUAUUGAUUUACU
This is a messenger RNA of Loxodonta africana (African savanna elephant), 1576 nucleotides long. Its product is annotated as vomeronasal type-1 receptor 4-like. The record is from RefSeq and is a predicted model, not a curated record. Gene Ontology annotation, molecular function: pheromone receptor activity. The transcript has a single exon. Gene Ontology annotation, cellular component: membrane. The coding region runs from base 480 to 1538 and encodes 352 amino acids. Gene Ontology annotation, biological process: G protein-coupled receptor signaling pathway. NCBI's taxonomy places the organism in Eukaryota, Metazoa, Chordata, Mammalia, Proboscidea, Elephantidae.